Saprolegnia parasitica CBS 223.65 is the source of this 1924-nucleotide messenger RNA. RefSeq lists its product as hypothetical. Gene Ontology annotation, molecular function: phosphatidylinositol phosphate binding. The record is from RefSeq and is a predicted model, not a curated record. The transcript is spliced from 3 exons. Gene Ontology annotation, cellular component: early endosome membrane. Gene Ontology annotation, biological process: protein transport. Bases 130 to 1893 code for a protein of 587 amino acids. Lineage: Eukaryota; Oomycota; Saprolegniomycetes; Saprolegniales; Saprolegniaceae.
GCGUCAAAGGGCAAUAGCCACUACGCUCGGUACCUCGCCACCGUCGUCCAUCGUCGCCGUCCACCGAGCCGCGCCGCUAAAGAACUACCAGCCCAACCUCUUGCCUGUGGUCGAUCGAAGAGCACCAGCAUGUACUCGUCCUACUCGAAGGCGCCCAAGAAGGCGCAGGAGUCCGGCCGCCAGUCGGUCUUGACGGACCACGAGGCGCUGCACCGCGAUGCGCGCGUGCACGAGUCGAUCCAGUCGAACGAGAGCCGCCUCACGCCGUUGGACCUCGAGACGAUCCUCUCCAACAAGGGCGUCGUCAAGUACUGGUACCUCCACCGCCCCAAGACGAUGCAAAUCGUCCACGAAAACGCCGUGAAGGUGCAGUCAGUGGGCCGCGCGUUCGCCGUCCGCUCGCUCAUCAAGAAGUAUGGCAUCAACUACACGGUCGAACUCGCCAAGCGCGACGCGGAGAAGAAGGAAGCGCUUCGUCUCGCCGAGAUGAGCGAGGAGGAGCGCCGCUUCCACGCCGAAGAGACGGCUGCGUUUGACGCGCGUGUCGAAGAGACGCGUCGCCUCAAGCGCCAGCAGACGGCCGCAGAAGAAGAAGAAGAGCGUCUCCGCCUCGAAGAGCUUGCCCGGCAAGAUGCAGAACGUCGCGAACGCGAAGCCAUGAUUGCUGCCGCGGCCUUGGCUGCGGACGAAGCUGCGCGCGCCGAAGCCGCGCGUCUCCUCGCUGAGAAGGAAGCCGCCGACAAGCUCGCGGCCGACCAGGCGGCGGCGGCUGCUGCGGCCGCUGCGCUCUUGGCGGCGGAAGAAGCGGCCGCUCGUGAAAAGUACGAAGCCGAAGUCGCCGCGGCCAUCGCGGCGCAAGAAGCCGAAGAGAAGGCUGCCCUCGAACGCUACGAGGCGGAAGCUCGCGCGCAGGACGAAGCCGACGAAAUGGCCGCCGAGCUCGCGCGCGAGGCCGAGCGCCGCGCCCUCGAACAGCGCGAGGCUGAGGAGCGCGAACGUGCGCACGCGGCCAUGCUCGCCGAGAAGGCGGCCCGCGAGGCCCGCGCGAUCCGCGACGCGGAAAAGCAGGCCAAGUACGAGCAGUCGCUCUCCAAGGACGUGCCUGUCAUCGUGACGGGCCAAGGCCGCGGCCGCGUCCUCUUCUACGACCGCGAAGCCGAGACGUACUCGGUGGCGAUCGACCAGUUUGGCAACGACACGGAGGUCAUGGAGGUCGACCCAAACCACGUGAUCCUGGACGGCGAGCGCAUCUUGUCGCCGCGCACGCUGGUCGACACUCCGUUUGGCGUCGGCGAGGUCGUCGGCAUGGACCCGCACCUCGGCUGCUACGCCGUCGCGAACCUCCACGGCGGCCACAGCGACGAGCCCAACUCGUAUGCGCCGCAAGCCUAUGUGCAGAUCGCAGACGUGGCCCGGCACAAGGAGCGUGCGAGCAGCGUGAUUAUUGAAGAAGGUCUGGUCAUGCCCGAGGAGAUUGGCUUGGCGUCGGCGCGCAUCGUCGACUCGCGCAUUGUGACCCGCGGCGGCCAAAAGUACGUGCAGUACAAGCUCGAGAUCCAGACGACCAACUUUGGCACGGUCUACUGCUGGAAGCGCUACUCGACGUUCCGCGCGCUCUGCGACCGGCUCCAGAAGGAGGCCGGCUUCAAGAAGACGGAGAUCCCGCAGCUGCCGAAGCGCCACAUCCUCGGCAACCUCUCCCAAAAGACGAUUGGCGAGCGCGCCGACAAGCUCAACGAGUUUCUCGACGCAGCCGUGCGCGCCGAACACCUCCAGUGGGGCAUCAAGGUCGACGACACCAUCGCGGUCUACAAGCGCCGCGUCAAGAAGCCGCGCGCGACGACGACGGCGAGCUCGCGCGGCGCGCCGCCUCCGUCGAGCCGCCGGCGAUAAGCAGCUAAGGCUUGUACAUACACCCAUUCCU